AUGGAAAAAGGAGAUAGAGCAGCCUUUUUCACUGCUGCAGAGCAGCAAGUUAUACUUCAACGGUUUGAGGACCUAAAACAUAUUUUCAACCACAAAAAUAAUACAACUGCUGCUGGUAAAGCGAGACAGGCAGCAUGGCAGAAAAUUGCCGAUUCAGUCAACGCGUAAGUAGCUGCCAUAUCAUUGAAAUACAGUCUACCCAGUGAGUGGAGCUAGCUAACUAAAUUAGCUAGUGAUGAAUUGGUUGAUAGCUCUCUGGGUAAAGAAGUGGGCUGACUAACUAGGUACUUCUAGCUUGUUACUCUAGCAACGUUCAGUACUUAGCUAGUUACAGUACAGCCUGACAAGGAACCAUGAAUGGCUUUGUAAUUCCUGUCUGAUAGCAAAUAUUGCUAACUAGCUGUCUGACCAGCAUCUUCGAACAGCUAGUAUAGCUAACGUUAGCUAGUUAACCUUCUAAAGAUAACGUUAACUGUUAAGGUUAACGUUACUUGCUUUCCCUCAUCCAUCUAAUCUGUGGUUAUCCAUUGAAAUUGCAAGAUAUUAACCUAAUGCUUGCGACAAUAUUGCAAUUUCAAGUCAAACAGUGGAGAUGAAAGUUGCACAUACACAUCAUGAAAAAAAUAAACAAUUCACUGAUUUUGGAUAGACUGUUUGUUGUGUGUACUCAUUGAUUCAGAUGAUACUAUUUCACCUACCUGACAGGGUUAAUCCAUCUGGAGUAAAACGAAGUUGGCUGCAGGUCAAGGUGAAAUACAAGAACAUGGUACAAACAGGUGAGCUGCACAGUCUGUGCACUGCCCCAUAGACUCCACUGUGACGUUUUGUCAAGAUACUAAUUUACAAUGUAAUCUCUGAUUCCAGCCAAAAAAGCAGAUAGGCAGAAGAUCAAGGAAGGCCCACUGCAACCUGUCUUUUCUGCUGCAGAGGACCUGAUGGCUGAAACCCAGAAGUUCUGUUCCUCUAUAGACAGUAUCACAGAGGAAACCUCUUCCACAGAGCUCGAGUCAACACUCUCCCGCUCAAACUUUGUGAGAGGCAAGUCUAAUCCAUUUGGAUCAUCGCUGCGUCUUUUAUUAGAUCUUGCAUUGACCUCACCAUGGUUUUAA
This is a messenger RNA of Coregonus sp. 'balchen', 1109 nucleotides long. Lineage: Eukaryota; Metazoa; Chordata; Actinopteri; Salmoniformes; Salmonidae. The record is from the annotation of a GenBank genome assembly.